Daphnia magna is the source of this 1540-nucleotide messenger RNA. It is a transcript of the gene Rpt1, whose product is annotated as 26S proteasome regulatory subunit 7. NCBI's taxonomy places the organism in Eukaryota, Metazoa, Arthropoda, Branchiopoda, Diplostraca, Daphniidae. Gene Ontology annotation, biological process: proteasome-mediated ubiquitin-dependent protein catabolic process. The coding region runs from base 95 to 1420 and encodes 441 amino acids. Gene Ontology annotation, cellular component: proteasome regulatory particle, base subcomplex. The record is from RefSeq and is a predicted model, not a curated record. Gene Ontology annotation, molecular function: proteasome-activating activity; ATP binding; ATP hydrolysis activity. The transcript has 8 exons.
UGUUAUACAAAAUUUUCGGCUUGUCACGAAGCGAAAUAGUUCCUCUGCUCCUGUGUUGAAUAUUUCUUCCUAACAAUUCGAAAAAACCGUGAAAAUGCCCGAUCAUUUAGGAGAAGAUAUGCGUAAGACUAAAAAUGAAGAAGUCAAAGAAGAGAAAGACAUUAAAGCUCUCGACGAAAGAGACAUCGAGAUUCUUAAGACCUAUGGACAAGGACAAUACACCAAAGCAAUUAAAAAUGUAGAAGAAGACAUUCAGUCUAUUAUAAAGCGUGUAAAUGAGCUCGCUGGAAUUAAAGAAUCAGAUACAGGUUUAGCCCCUCCAGCACUGUGGGACCUUGCAGCUGAUAAACAAAAUUUAGCCAAUGAGCAACCCUUUACAAGUAAGUUUUUCAAUUCUUGCGUUGCCCGCUGCACCAAAAUUAUCAAUGCAGAUUCCGAUGAUCCAAAAUACAUCAUCAAUGUUAAACAGUUUGCCAAAUUUGUGGUUGAUCUGGCUGAUUCAGUGGCUCCCACAGACAUUGAAGAAGGCAUGCGUGUUGGUGUUGAUCGCAACAAAUAUCAGAUCCACAUUCCUCUCCCACCCAAAAUUGACCCCACCGUCACAAUGAUGCAGGUGGAGGAAAAACCAGAUGUUACUUACAGUGAUGUCGGUGGUUGUAAAGAACAAAUUGAAAAGCUCCGUGAAGUCGUGGAAACGCCUCUUCUUCAUCCGGAGAGAUUCGUGAAUCUUGGUAUUGAGCCACCCAAGGGAGUUUUGCUCUUUGGUCCACCUGGUACAGGCAAAACGCUUUGUGCUCGAGCAGUAGCUAACCGAACAGACGCUUGCUUCAUCCGAGUAAUUGGUUCCGAACUUGUUCAGAAAUACGUCGGAGAGGGAGCUCGAAUGGUCAGAGAAUUGUUCGAGAUGGCUAGGACAAAAAAGGCAUGUCUCAUCUUCUUUGAUGAAAUCGACGCUAUCGGUGGGGCUCGUUUUGACGAUGGUGCUGGUGGAGAUAACGAAGUCCAGAGGACCAUGUUAGAGUUGAUUAAUCAGCUUGAUGGCUUUGAUCCUCGAGGAAACAUCAAGGUAUUAAUGGCCACCAAUCGACCUGAUACUCUCGAUCCAGCUUUAAUGCGUCCCGGUCGUUUGGAUCGUAAAGUGGAAUUCGGUUUGCCCGACCUGGAAGGCAGGUCGCAUAUCUUCAAAAUCCAUGCUCGUUCUAUGAGCGUGGAAAGAGAUAUCCGUUUUGAACUGCUGGCUCGUCUCUGUCCCAACAGCACUGGAGCCGAAAUUCGUUCAGUGUGCACCGAAGCUGGCAUGUUUGCUAUUCGUGCUCGUCGAAAGGUAGCAACCGAAAAAGAUUUCUUGGAAGCUGUCAACAAAGUUAUCAAGUCGUACGCUAAGUUUAGCGCAACACCUCGCUACAUGACUUACAAUUAAAUUUCAAAACACACGGUUAAACGGAUUGCCUGUUGCAUAUAAUACGUGUAUUCCGGCCAUUUUCUCUCCUCUAUUUUUUGUUUGUUUUUCCAAUGGCCCGUAAUACAAUGUGAAAGGUAA